AAACAGUAAACACUGCUUUACAUGGGAAGGGGAACCCUGGAGACGCGUGUGUAGAGGAAAAUACAUACACAAUGUUUUGCCUACAUGGAAAGAGUCAAGGUUGACGUUGUAACCAAAGCGGAAUUAUAAGCAAACUUUUGAUUCAGAGGAACUGAAAUAUUCCACUCUCUAUCCUUCCUGGAUCCCAUCAUGAGUUACAGGAAGAUGGACAAGCAUGGAAGUCCUCAGUAUUGCCGUCAUUUUCUGACUGACAACAGCAUCUUCCACGUUGAGCGAUGCAUGAGUGUGAUGCAGUCGGGGACUCAGAUGGUGAAGCUGAAGAACGGCUCCAAAGGUCUGGUCCGGCUCUUCUAUUUGGAUGAACACCGUUCCUGCAUCCGCUGGAGACCGUCUCGCAAGAGCGAGAAAGCCAAGAUCACCAUCGACUCACUCUACAAGGUCACAGAAGGUCGACAGUCCGACAUCUUCCAUCGCCAUGCAGAAGGGAGCUUUGAUCCGAGCUGUUGUUUCACUAUUUACCACGGCAAUCACAUGGAAUCUCUGGACUUGGUGACCUCAAACUCAGAGGAGGCGCGGACAUGGGUGACCGGACUCAGAUAUCUGAUGGCCGGGAUCAGUGAUGAAGAUUCGCUAGCCAAGAGACAACGCACACAUGAUCAGUGGAUGAAGCAGACCUUUGAGGAGGCUGAUAAGAAUGGAGACGGUCUUCUGAACAUCGAGGAGAUCUACCAGCUUUUACACAAGAUGAACGUCAACUUGCCUCGCAGGAAAGUCAAACAAAUGUUCCAGGAAGCAGACACUGAUGACCAGCAGGGCACACUGACGUUUGAGGAGUUCACUGUCUUCUAUAAGAUGAUGUCAUUAAGGCGGGACCUCUUCCUGCUGCUCAUGUGCUUCAGUGAGAAGAAGGAUCACCUGACCGCAGAGGAACUCGGCAACUUUCUGCGUGUGGAGCAAAAGAUGUCCAAUGUGACUCCUGAGUACUGUCUGGACAUAAUCAAUAAGUUUGAAGUAUCUGAGGAGAACAAGCAGAAUGGAGUUCUUGGAAUCGAAGGGUUCACAAACUACAUGCGGAGCCCCGUCUGUGAUGUGUUCAACCCUCAGCACAACGAGGUCAAUCAGGACAUGGAUCAGCCUCUGUGUAACUACUUCAUAGCCUCUUCCCACAACACCUAUCUGACCGGAGACCAGCUGCUGUCCCACUCCAAGACGGACAUGUAUGCGUGGGUCCUGCAGGCCGGCUGCCGCUGUGUGGAGGUGGACUGUUGGGACGGUCCAGACGGGGAGCCAAUGGUUCAACACGGUUACACUCUGACCUCCAAGAUCACCUUUAAAUCCGUCAUUGAGACCAUCAACAAAUACGCCUUUGUGAACAAUGAGUUCCCCGUCAUCCUGUCCAUAGAGAAUCACUGCAGCAUUCAGCAGCAGAAGAAGAUCGCUCAGCACCUAAAAGAGAUCUUCGGAGACAAGCUGGAUGUGGGGGAGGCCCUGAACAAAGACCCCAAGCAGAUCCCUAGCCCGAACAGCCUCAAAGGAAAGAUACUCUUAAAGGGGAAACGUCUUCCUCCGUACCUGUCUGCAGAUGCUGAAGAGGGUGAGGUGUCUGACGAUGACAGUGCUGAUGAGAUUGAAGAUGACUUCAAGCUGAAGAAUAGCAUGUCUAACGGGCCCAGUCAGCACCAGGUGGAGUCCCACAUCAGGAAGAAGCUUGACUCUCUGAUGAAAGAGUCUCAGAUCGGGGACAAAGAGGACACAGACAGUUUCUCUAUCCGAGCGCUGCUCCGUGCCACCCAUGAGGGCCUCCAAAGAAACCUACGCAAGAAUUCCAAAGAUGGCAUGAAGAAAUCCCAGAGCCGCUCCUUCAUCAGCAACCUCAAGCACAAGAGACACUCCAAGUCAAGGCUGAAAUGUCAGAGCGUUGAAACAGAUGAUGACGGGCAGCAGGAACCAUCAGGUGGACAAUUCAACAGAGGUGGAAGGAGAAGGAAAACGAUAAAGCUGAGCAGAGAUCUAUCAGAUCUGGUGCUCUUCACCAACUCUGUGGCCUCUCAGGAGUGUUUAGACGAGGGAUCGCCCUUUAAUGUUCUGUCGUUUAGCGAGACACGAGCUCAGCACCUGGUGCACCAUCGAUCUGAGCGCUUCCUGACUUUUAACCAACAACAGCUCUCUCGGAUCUAUCCCUCUGCCUACCGGAUCGACUCCAGCAAUUUUAACCCACAGACGUACUGGAAUGUUGGUUGCCAACUAGUGGCUUUAAACUACCAGACGGAGGGUCGUAUGAUGCAGCUGAACAGAGCCAAGUUCAUGGUGAAUGGAGGCAGUGGCUAUGUGCUCAAACCUGGCCCCAUGUGUAAAGGCUCCUUUAACCCACUGAAUGAUGAUCCGCUCCCUGCAAAUCCUAAGAAACAGCUGGUGAUAAAAAUCAUUAGUGGACAGCAGCUGCCCAAACCUCCGGAUUCAAUGCUGGGAGACCGUGGCGAGAUCAUUGAUCCUUUCGUUGAGGUGGAGAUUAUUGGUCUUCCGGCUGAUUGCUGUAAAGAACAGACCAGGGUUGUGGAUGAUAAUGGAUUUAACCCUGUGUGGGAAGAGACCCUGUCCUUCACACUUCACAUGCCUGAGAUGGCUCUUGUGCGUUUCCUGGUCUGGGAUCACGACCCCAUUGGACGGGACUUUGUGGGCCAGAGAACCGUGGCUUUCAGCAGUCUCAUGCCAGGAUAUAGACACGUUUAUUUGGAGGGAAUGACAGAGGCAUCCAUUUUUGUCCAUAUCACAGUGCAUGACAUCUAUGGGAAGUGGAGUCCUUUAGUCCUCAACCCAAGCUAUACCAUAAUGCACUUGCUAGGAGCUAAUAAGGGUCGUCAGCUGCGGGGUUUCAGAGGCUUAUUUAAUAAAAGUUCCAAGUCCUCAGUGGACACAAAUAUCGGAGUUCCACCUCGUAAACGAUCUAUAACCGACCAUCUCCUUCGGAGGACUGCCAGCGCCCCUGCCAAGGGCCGCAAAAAGACCAAGAUGGCAUUGGCUGAAGCUGCAUAUGACAGAAAGCACAGCACUGGGGAGUCUCAACCCACUCAUGUAGAGAGGAGAGCGGGGAACAGAAAAGCCCUCCAACACCGCCCGGCAUCCAUGCCCCUGGAUAAGAUCCUACAAAGUCACCUCAACCUGUCCACCCCAGAUAGGGAGGGGCCUGAUCCUGGAGCUGACACAAUCAUUGUAGAAAACUGAAUAGGAAAACCUCUGCAGAUUCCUUCCUCCUUGAGAAACCCAGAUCCAUCUCAGUGGAUCUUCUCUUUGAAAUGUCUGCCUUCAAAGAACCUGAUGUACAACACAUUUCAGUCUGUAACACUGAGCUCAAAGAUACAAAAGAAACUCCUUACCUGGUCAUUGUGGG
Ctenopharyngodon idella (grass carp) is the source of this 3388-nucleotide messenger RNA. RefSeq names its product phospholipase C, eta 1 (gene plch1). The transcript has 25 exons. Gene Ontology annotation, molecular function: calcium ion binding; phosphatidylinositol-4,5-bisphosphate phospholipase C activity. Gene Ontology annotation, biological process: lipid metabolic process; phosphatidylinositol-mediated signaling. NCBI's taxonomy places the organism in Eukaryota, Metazoa, Chordata, Actinopteri, Cypriniformes, Xenocyprididae. The coding region runs from base 190 to 3222 and encodes 1010 amino acids. The record is from RefSeq and is a predicted model, not a curated record.